Vigna umbellata (rice bean) is the source of this 713-nucleotide messenger RNA. The record is from RefSeq and is a predicted model, not a curated record. NCBI's taxonomy places the organism in Eukaryota, Viridiplantae, Streptophyta, Magnoliopsida, Fabales, Fabaceae.
GUACAAGUAAUGGGUUUUGGCAUGUGUGAAACAGGUUCUGGAUAUGAUUAGUAAUCCGCAUUAUUUGUACCGAAUGACCGUACUUCAAUCCAUCUCUCUGCUUGCUCCUGUAAUGGGACCUGAAAUCACUUGUUCAAAAUUAUUGCCUGUUGUUAUUACUGCAUCUAAAGACAGAGUACCCAACAUUAAGUUCAAUGUGGCAAAGGUCUUGGAAUCACUCUUCCCCAUAGUGGAUCAAUCUGUUGUGGAAAAGUCUAUCCGACCUAGUCUGGUUGAGCUCAGUGAGGAUCCCGAUGUUGAUGUAAGAUUUUUUUCCAAUCAAGCACUUCAGGCUAUUGAUCAUGUCAUGAUGUCUAGCUAGGCUGCAUUCUUUACCACGCAUUAGAUGGAAGCCUUUUGUGGAGAUGUUAAUGUUUCCACCUAUCGGCAUUCUUGUGUUCUACUUGGGUUCUUCUCAGCGAUAGUUAAGUGGUUUUGUGAGCUACAUCCUAGUCAACAACGAUUGAUAUGGUUUUGUUCCCUUGUAUAAUUUUAUGCUGAUUGUAUCAUUACUAGGUUCCUUUUGUUUUUGUUUUUGUCGUCAGAGAUUAAAUUGCUGGUCCUGUGACUGCUAAAAUAGGACUCUAUAUAGGUUAAGUUAAGUGUGAUCAAAUCUUAGCUUGUAAAACUGUAUUUUCUGUUAGUUAAUUAUCUAUUUUUGCAAAGAGCAAAAA